Messenger RNA from Drosophila serrata, 4404 nucleotides. RefSeq names its product Daughters against dpp (gene Dad). Gene Ontology annotation, cellular component: heteromeric SMAD protein complex. Gene Ontology annotation, molecular function: I-SMAD binding; transcription regulator inhibitor activity. NCBI's taxonomy places the organism in Eukaryota, Metazoa, Arthropoda, Insecta, Diptera, Drosophilidae. Gene Ontology annotation, biological process: SMAD protein signal transduction; anatomical structure morphogenesis; cell differentiation. The record is from RefSeq and is a predicted model, not a curated record.
GUGAACGGUUCGGGCCAAGUUUGAAUUUCGAAAGAAGACUGAAACGAAGCUCGUGUGCCGCGUGCAUUUCGCAAAAGAUACAAAUUAAAAGAUUUUUUUAAGGAUUCUGCUUCGGCUUCUGAGUCCGUGUUACCGUUGGCUAUAAGCAAAAUUGUUUAGCCUUUUCAUUUUCAAAUACGCCAGAUUAAGCCUGAAAUAAGCUAAACUGGCAACACUGGUGCGAGAAACAAAUCCGUCAGAUACAAAUCCGACAGAUACAAACUCAAACGGCAACGCACCGGACGGUUAAUGUUUGAGAUUUUAUUUUUUGUAGAAGGAGCGGCAACAAAUAAAUUAUAAAUAAUAAAUAGUCGUCGCGCCGCUUGUGUUUUUCGUUCUCGUUGCGACAUCCGAAAGAUAUCAACAAAAAGAUGGGUUUUUAAAACCAUUUCAAGCAGAUUAAUCCCAUAAAAUGAUACUUUUUGUGUGCGGAAACUCUAGAUAGCGCCGGAAGUCCGGAAUUUCGUAUUUUAUUAUUUCUAGAAACGGGAACACGAACUUUUCGUUGUUGUUUACAAGUGUGGAGUUCGAAAACUAUUUGCCCCGUUACCACCACGAAAAGAAAAUCAAAGUGAAAGAGCAAAAAUACAUAAUACAUAAAGUUCCAAUGUAAAUUUAAAACAAAUCAAGUGUACUCCCAAACAUAUCAAAUGCCCAUGUAAUUUAUCCCAUGGAUGGCAAACUAAAAAUACAUAUCAAAAAACGGUUGAAGCGGAUAUCAAUUUUAAAAUAUACUUGAAACAAGUGCACAACACCACUGGAUAAUACAUAUCAAACGCAACGAAGGCAUAUCAAAGCCCACGAGUGAUACGAGGAGUGUUGCAGACAGACCCUUCCCGACCUCCUCCCGAGAACCUUCACCCGAACCGGAACCCCGUCUGUUCCCAGUUCCCAAGACCCACCCGUGAAACUAAAGAAAAUAAAUAAACCACUUUAAUAGAGUUAACAAAUACCGUGACUAGCCGGCCCCGUCGAGUCCGCGAACCAAGUUAGUCAACUACAAAUAAUGCGCAUACAAUAGGAUCGAUGUUACCGCAAAAUUGUAUGUCCCUCCAUGAUAUUCCCAAGCGAAAAGAAGAAAGAUCUAUGGCGUUAUGCGCUCAAAAACAAUCCGGGUACGCGCGAAGGGGUGCCACCAAUGCCGCCCUCCCAGCUACCACGGCCGCCGCCCCCUCCACAUCGACCCCGCCCUCAUCUUCAUCAUCAUCAGCAGCAACAGCAGCUGACUCCGCAUCCUCCAUCCUUGGGCUACUCCUGCGACGAGGACUCCUUGGCCAUGCGCCAGACGCCGCCGCCACCCUACAACUCGAUGCCCUGCGCCAUGGACUGCUCCGGCUCCUCGUGUCAGAGUCCAGUCCAGAACAACAACAACAACAACAACAACAACAACCACAGCCAUCCAUAUCGCCGCCUGCCAAAUCCCCGGGAACGGGAACUAUCACCACUGAGCUGCGGAUCGGCCUGCGACCGUUGCUGUACCGCUCCUGGCUGCAGUUGCGCAAACUCCUGCGACGAUAUGUUGAUCGAAGAAAGCGAUCUGGAGCGGGAACGGGAACGGAAUCGGUAUCAGGAGCAGCAGCAGCAGCAGCAGCAACAGCAACAGGUGGAUCGCCGGCUACCGAGUGCCAACACCUUUGCGACCAUGUUUCGGAAAUGCUGUGGCAGCGGUACGGAAUCCACCAGCGGAUCAUCAACGUCCUCAAUUCCAGCCAUGAUGCAAGCAUCUCCUGCCCACCAAGCCAACCAAACGCCGGCCCAAGUCCAAGCGCAGAGUUUGCGACGCCAGCGCGAGGAUUUCGAUGCCUUGAUAAAGCCGCUGAAGCGGAAGCAGGUUGCCGAGCUCCUGCUGGCCGUCAAGAGUCGCGUGGAUUUGCCCACGAAGACGCAACGGGAUGCCGUGACCACCACCACCACCUCCUCCUCAUCCGCCACAGCCUUGACGACAACAACGCCGCCCACCUACCUGCAGUGCAUCCUCAUACCGUGCUCAACGCGUGCGGAUCGGGAGCAGUAUGUGACCGCCAGCCGGCUCUUCUUCUGGCCGGGUCUGAGGAGCGGCGAGGAGCUGAAGCGCCUGCCUGCCUGCCAAAGCGUCCAAGACUGCGUCUACACGUGCUGCAAUCCGCUGCACUGGUGCCGCAUAGUGCACCUGCCAGAACCCCAACCGCCGCCAUACCAUCGCUCAAAAAUGCAGAGACUGAAAGAUGCAGAUCCCGAAGAAGACUUGCAGAACGACACAGAGUCGGCGGCGCUGAGCACGUGGAGUGCGCGGAGCAGCAGCAUUUCGGCGUCGAGCAUCUUCAAGAGGACGGAGUCACCAACGCCGUCGCCGACGCCGCAGCUUUUCGAGUCGUUUGCCACUGACGGGAAAGAUAGCACUAUUGGUAGUAAGGGCUGGUGCCAAAUCGCCUAUUGGGAGCUGGCCCAUCGAGUUGGGGAAUUCUUUCAUGCCCGGACCAAUGCAGUCAAUAUCUAUACGGAUGGGAUAGUGGACAGUGGCGGGGAUAGUAUGUGCCUGCGUGACCUCACUCUGAAUGACAAGCAAGUGUCCUCCGAGGUGGUAAACACGCGCAAGAAGGUCGGAUUGGGAGUCACUCUGAGCCUGGAAUGCGGCGAUGUUUGGAUCUACAAUCGUGGAAACUCUGCCGUUUUUGUGGAUUCCCCAACUCUGGCAGAGAGACUGGACCGCGUGUGCAAAGUGAUGCCUGGCUGCUGCCUGAAGGCCUUUGAAACAAACAGGGCCCAAUGGCUAAGCAUGAGGCAGCCGGGACACCAUCACAUGGGACCCAUUGACUGGUUCAGCCUGAAGAUCAGCUUCGCCAAGGGUUGGGGCAACAGUUAUACGCGCCAGGACAUCAUGGGCUGCCCUUGCUGGGUGGAGGUGCACUUCAGUCAUCUGCGGUGACAGUACCUACUGCAGGCGCUAUCGUCUUCCCAUCCAGCAUUCCAGCACCUGGUCGAGCCACAGGUGACCACCAGCUGGCAUCGGGAGGGAAACCCACGAUCGCGUCAACUGUUGCGGAAGGCACAGAAGCUGCUAACCAAACUGUGCAGCACUGUGUGCUCACUGAAGGAUCCGGCGCCUGGGACGAGAUCCACUACGAGAUCAAGACGUUGGAGUCUGGCGGGCAGAAGACCGAGCCGCCAACUAACCAUUAAACAACAACCAAUAAUUUGGAACAACAAAGGACUGCAAAAGAAAUCAUUUUAAAUGUUUACAAACAUAAUAAUUACGAAACAAGUUUCAAUUACUGCUAGUAGAUACAUCGAAAUUAAUUUUAACGCAUCCGAAUCGCAUGGACAAGUGGACGAGUGGAGUAGGAGUCCGGCGAGAAUACAUAGUAAUUGAUUGUUAAACAUACUUAGCAAAAAUUGAAAUCCUGUGAUUCACUCUAUAUAUAUAUAUAUACACAUGUAGUAUGUACCGACGUAUGGGGCUAGAGCCCUGUGCCAGUAGCUAUAUGACAUGUAUAAAUAACUAAUUUAUAUACAUAAUUAAAACAGAAGGCACAUCAGGGUUAACAGAGAUAGGAGAGACCACUCGAUCAGCAUCUAAAUACCUUUUCUAUGCGACGUUUUUAAGAGAACCUAAACCCAUAAUUUAUACCCCACCCAAAUGAAACCAAACAUCACUGAAAUACAAAUGUCUGUUCAGUAUAAUCUGCAUAGAUCCUAGGUUAAAUGAAAAUGAAAAGCACUAUUAACUAAAUUCGUCACGGAUAGGAGGUCCAGCGCCCAGGGAUUGCAAUUGAUUUAUAGAAAGCAUACGUCAUGUUCAAACAUCAUUUGUUUUAUGUUGAUAUUUUGACUGUUUUCGUUCCUCACAAGCACUUCAUCUACUCAAGUUCAAGCAAUCUUCUUCCAUCAGCAAAUAUAUUAUUUACAUGGAAAAAUCAUUCACAUAUUCCACAAGCCCCGAUUUCGAUUUCAUUUCCACAAGCAGGAAAUGCCAAUUCGAGGAUUUGGUGUUGCAAUUAAGAUCCCCGCGCUGAAGCUUUUAUCCGUUGAACCAAACAAAUCCAAAAUCCGUAUAAAAUUACCCCCCCCCCAGCCUUUUAUGUAAUUCGUUCUAAGAGUAUAAAUGCGAUUGUUACCCAUUGUUUCACUGUUAAAGCAAGACCGUGUUCAGUAAAUUCAUAAAGAAAAUAGGUACGUGAUUAUUGUAUGUAUAAUUUAAUUCCAAAAAAUCAUUGUAAGAAAUAGAAAGAAACGAACUUUCAAGCGUACUCAUCACUCAUGAGCAAAGUUACUGGGCUGAUUUACAAAAUUUAACAUUGAAUUGAAGUCAAAUGGAUAAAAUGAAACAUGCAUGCAUACGAUACAAUAGCUUCAAUAUGAUCAAAUAUUUAAUCAGUGCAGUUAUAC